Molecule: messenger RNA, 1818 nt
Organism: Hansenula ciferrii
Lineage: Eukaryota; Fungi; Ascomycota; Saccharomycetes; Phaffomycetales; Wickerhamomycetaceae
Product: CBM21 domain-containing protein
Exons: 1
Coding region: 1-1818 (605 amino acids)
Biological process (GO): regulation of glycogen biosynthetic process
Cellular component (GO): protein phosphatase type 1 complex
Molecular function (GO): glycogen binding; protein phosphatase 1 binding
Source: RefSeq, a predicted model, not a curated record
AUGGUGACUGCAAAUGCUGCUGGUUCAGUACAAUAUCAUCAAGUUGAAGAUCAAAAUGUAAAUCAAUUCAAAGACAAUUCUCACGCGUUGACUAGAGAAAAAUUACUGUUGUUGAAUAACUUGUCACAAAAUCAUCAUGGACGUGAUUUAAAUAUUCAAUUUGAUUUGAAUAAUAACAAUUAUACUACCGCUCCACCAGAAUUAUCAAAUUCUUCAUCUUCUUCAACUUCUUUAUACUCUGUGGAUUCUUUAGAUGAUCAAGAUCAAAGAUCACAAGGUAAUAACAAUAAUGAUGAUGAUUUCUACAAAUAUUAUAAUGGUUCUGAUUCUUCUAUUGCUACUAUUGUUCAAAAAUUAUCAAAUUCAACAAGUUCCACUAUAAAUUUACAAAAUUUAAAUGAACAAGCUGAAACAAAUGUUGCUCAUGCACCAAUUAUUGAAAAAUCUCAUAGUUCAAUUGAUCAAGAUGUAACUGAAGAUGAAUCAAUAAUUUCAGCUCCAUUAUCUUCAAUCCCAAGAUCAUUAAAAUCUUCAUUAAAAUUACCUUCAUUGAAAAGAUCAAAAUCUUUACCAUCAACUAAAAAUGUUCGUUUCUCUUCGGAUUUAGAACGUAUUAAAACUUUUGAUGGUUCUCAAAAACCAAGUUCAAUUUCAUUAGAAAAUUCACCAGAUCAAUCACCUCCUUGUUAUGAUGAUCAAAUGCUUGGUCAAUCAAGAGCUUAUUUUGAUUUAAAAGAUGAUAUGUUUUUCAAUAAACGUAAUUCAUGGGAUUAUGAUGUUGAUGAAACUUCUUCAAGUGAUUCAAGUGAUGAUGAAUUGGAUGAAGCUAUUUAUUAUAGAUCAAAACCAAAAUGGUCUUAUAAACCUUUAAAUUUUAGUCUGUGGAGAUCAACUGAUAAACAUGCUAUAGUUAAAUUAUCUUCAUUAUAUGUUGAAAAAGAUUCAAUAAUUGGUAUGAUUCAAGUUCAAAAUAUCUCAUUUGAAAAAUCUUUGGAAAUUAAAUUCACUGUUGAUUCUUGGAGAACUAUUUAUAUUGUUAAUGCAGAUUUUGAAUGUUCAUUAGAUUCUGAAAGAGAUCAAUUUAAAUUUAAAAUCAAUUUAAAUAAUACAUUUAUGAUUAAUAACUCCAAGAAACCAUCAUCUAAAAAUCAACCAAUUACAGUGGAAUUAUGUAUUAAAUAUUCAACUUCAGGUAUGGAUUAUUAUGAUAAUAAUCAUUCAUCAAAUUUUAGAUUUCAAUUAAGAUCAAAUAAAAAACAACAAAAAUCCAAAAAUUUCAUUAAAUCUUCAAUUAAUAACACUGGUUAUUAUCAUCGUCCAACUUCACAAAUUACUUCAAAUUUUGUUUCAAGUUUAUAUAAUUCUUCAUCAUCAUCACCUUCUCCAUCUCCAUCUCCAUCUUCUUCACCAUCUCCAGUUGAUUAUUCAAGAAAUGAAAAUUAUACAACUUCAAGAUAUUUUUCUGAUGAUACUGAUUAUUUCAAUAAUAAAUAUUUAUCAAAUUCUUCAUAUUCAAAUCCAAUGUUGAAACCUGUUCAUGUUAAUGAUUCAUGUUCAUCAUCAACAGUUUCAUCAAUUAAUUCAAACAAUUCAGGAAUUUCAGAAACUUCAGUUACUUCAACUUCAUCAAAUGAAACCAUUAAAGCUAAUGUUUCAACUCCAUCUUCUUCAUCAUCAUCAAAUUAUAAUGAAGUUUCAAAUGAACAAUCUUUACUGAAAUCAAGACAAAAUUAUAAUGAAUUUUUGAAAAAAUUUUGUUUUUAUAAAAGUGAUGAAUUGAAAAGAAAUGAAAUUAAUGAAGCUCCUUUUAUUAGAUAA